This is a messenger RNA of Callorhinus ursinus (northern fur seal), 3723 nucleotides long. It is a transcript of the gene KBTBD3, whose product is annotated as kelch repeat and BTB domain containing 3. Gene Ontology annotation, molecular function: protein binding. NCBI's taxonomy places the organism in Eukaryota, Metazoa, Chordata, Mammalia, Carnivora, Otariidae. The record is from RefSeq and is a predicted model, not a curated record.
CCCUGGGAAGAUGGAUGAUUUACAGUUACUGGAAAAGGAGGAAAAAACAUCCACAAUUUUAAAAUCAGAGUUUUACAAGUGACUUAAGAGGCAUGCCUUGUGAGUUCUAAGAACAAAGGAAAUUGGCUAUGGAUAAUUCAUAUCAUUUCAAUCAACGAAACUCAUGUAACGGACUUCCAUCUGAGAAGAAAAACAACUUCCUUGUAUCCGAAGAUCAUGGACAGAAAAUCUUAAGUGUACUGCAGAAUUUUAGAGAGCAAAAUGUCUUUUAUGAUUUCGAAAUAAUCAUGAAAGAUGAAAUAAUCCCAUGUCAUCGCUGUGUCUUAGCAGCGUGCAGUGACUUUUUCAGGGCUAUGUUUGAAGUAAACAUGAGAGAGAGAGACGGCGGGAGCGUCACCAUCACUAAUCUGUCCUCCAAAGCCGUGAAGGCCUUCCUUGACUACGCCUAUACCGGGAAAACACAGAUAACAGACGAUAAUGUGGAAAUGUUCUUCCAGUUGUCCUCAUUUCUUCAAGUCUCCUUCCUAGCCAAAGCUUGCAGUGACUUUUUAAUAAAAAGUAUUAACCUUGUCAACUGUCUGCAGUUACUAUCUAUAUCAGACAGCUACGGCUCCCCCCGCUUGUUCAAUCACGCACUGUACUUUGUACAGAACCACUUUUCCUUGCUAUUUAAGUCCAGUGAUUUCUUAGAGAUGAAUUUUGGAGUCCUGCAAAAAUGUCUGGAGUCAGAUGAGUUAAAUGUCCCCGAAGAAGAAACUGUCCUGAAAGUUGUCCUUAGUUGGACCAAACAUAACUUAGAAUCGAGGCAAAAGCAUCUGCCUUAUUUGAUUAAAAAAGUACGAUUACAUCAGUUAUCUGAGGAGACCCUUCAAGACUGUCUGCUCAACGAAGAGUGUUUACUCAAAAGCACAAACUGCUUUGACAUGAUCACGGAUGCCGUUAAGUGUGUGCAAGGUUCUGGUGGACUCUUCCCUGAUGCUCGGCCAUCCACCACUGAAAAAUAUAUAUUUGUUCACAAAACUGAGGAAAAUGGAGGCGACCAAUAUACAUUUUGCUAUAAUAUCAAUAGUGACUCGUGGAAAGUGCUGCCACAGUCACAUCUGAUCGAUUUGCCAGGGUCUAGUCUGUCUAGUUACGGAGAGAAAAUAUUCCUGACAGGAGGCUGCAAAGGGCCAUGCUGCAGAACCGUCCGGCUUCAUAUCGCAGAGUCCUAUCACGAUGCGACCGAUCAGACCUGGUGCUACUGUCCGGUGAAAAACGAUUUCUUCCUGGUAUCAACUAUGAAGACACCAAGAACCAUGCACACGUCAGUUUUGGCUCUCAACAGAUUAUUUGUCAUUGGUGGGAAGACCAGAGGGUCUCAGGACAUUAAAAGUCUCUUAGAUGUUGAGUCUUACAACCCUCUUUCCAAAGAAUGGCUAUCUGUUAGCCCGUUACCCCGGGGCAUAUACUAUCCCGAAGCAAGCGCAUGCCAGAAUGUAAUCUAUGUUCUUGGAUCAGAGGUAGAGAUUACAGAUGCCUUUAACCCAUCACUCGACUGCUUUUUUAAAUACAACGCAACCACUGACCAGUGGUCGGAACUGGUAGCAGAGUUCGGGCAGUUUUUUCAUGCAACCCUGAUUAAAGCUGUCCCGGUAAACUGCACGCUGUAUAUAUGUGACCUUUCCACCUACAAGGUGUAUAGUUUUUGUCCAGAUACUUGCGUCUGGAAGGGGGAAGGCUCUUUUGAAUGUGCAGGCUUUAACGCAGGCGCAGUUGGGAUUGAAGAUAAAAUUUAUAUCUUAGGUGGUGAUUACGCACCAGAUGAAAUCACAGAUGAAGUGCAGGUCUACCACAGCAGUAGAUCUGAGUGGGAAGAAGUCUCACCGAUGCCAAGAGCCUUAACUGAAUUUUACUGCCAAGUGAUUCAGUUCAAUAAAUACAGAGACCCGUGGUUUUCUAAUCAUUUCUGAAAGGAGCAUGUGCCUAGACAGUCUAAAAUGAUUCCAGUUCUAGAAAUCUACUGUAAAUCUGUUAACCUGUAGUUGGUAACAAGGUCUUUACCUCUUAGUAAAGUAAAAUGUACCGUCUGUUAGAGAAUCACUAUAGGACUUAGCAGUUGCCAGAAACUUAAAAUACAAAGUACAUUUACCAGACAUUAUACUGAAUAUAAUUUAAUCACGGAGAAUCCAGAAUACUUAGUAUUCUCAUAUGUAAGUAAAACUCGUAGGCAUCGAUGUCUUGAUUUUUAGAGUACUUUAUCCAUGAAAGACCAGGAAGAACAAAUCAGUGUUCACAGAUCUGUACUAUCUAGACGGGAAAAAUCUCUUUAGGUAGUGGAAAUGGAUUAUUUGCACACUAUGUUAGGUGAAGUGAAAAUUAAAUUAGAGAGACCUAAGAAGCCUGCCCCAUUACUACAGGAGUAAGAGGGGCUGAAUUCCUAUCCUUUCCAAUCAUGGCUUAGCUUCUUUUAAGCCCUUCCUUUUUUUCCCUACCAUUUGUUGUUUUUGUUUUGUUUUGUUUUGUUUUGUUUUCAUCAGGUCAACUUUUCUAAAAUGCAGUGUAUUUCCCCCUGGCUUCUAAGCUAUACACUAAACAUAGCUUGACUUUUUUUUUAUGAUUUAACUCUUCAUUAAGAGCAUAAUGUUCCAUGAUAUAAUGCCAUAAUGCCAAUGGCAAUUACUGAAAUGCUUUUAAAAUUGCUGAUUCUAUUAGUUCUAAGUGUUAGUUGGUUUCAAUUUCUAGCAAUAUCAUAUCUUUCUUAUUUUGUGGCUCAGGCUCAGUAAAUUAACAUUCUUCAUUUAAUUAUUAGUUAUAAGUUACACCCAAUCUGAGUCUAUCUUAACAUGUAACCCAUCGAGUGAAGUUCCUGGAUUCUGAGAUGGUAGUCCUCAAAUACUUUUUCUGUAUCCUUGCCAGUUUCCAGGAUUACUGAGGAUGUAGGAAAUCUGACCUCUAGAUAAGUGUAUUCUUAUGUUGCAUUUCUUAAAUUUUUAAAUGUCCUAAUUUGAGUUGUAAUAAGAAAUUUCAACAUUUUAAAUUAGUACCAUAUCAGUUUUCUUUGAUGAUACAUACCAACUAUAAAGCACCGUGUUGGUUUACUACUUACGUAAGUUAUUCAUAGUGAAUUGUUUUCUAAAUUCUUUUAAAAAUGACUAGGUUUUUGGUGUUGGUCUUAUUCACAGCCUGCUGUAUCUGUUUAGAUGCUUAGUCAUCUUUAACCCAAACAAAGAAGGAGUAUCAGUCAGUCAUCGCUUGUUCUCAGGUAGGAUGAUUCUGUGUUGCAAGAGAGUAUGUUUCUUUCAUAAGUUUAAAAGAUAUAACCAUAUUAGGCUGUAAAAGUAGAAAUAUACCUAAAUAAAGGUCCAUUUAUUAUACCAUAUAAGUUUAUGCAAUUGUAAGCUUCAGAUAUAUUUUUUUCAAAAUAGAACAGGACAUUAGACUACAUGAUCAUGCAAUUCCAAAAUCGGACUGUCCCUAAUCAGAUGACAGUUGCAUAAAAAGUAUUCUGUAGAACUGUUGGCCUUCCUCCCUAAGUUGGCGCUGCCCUUUCCUGUGUGUGUGUGUGUGUGUGUGUGUGUGUGUGUGUGUGCAAGAAAAAAAUUCAGUGAAGACAUUUGUGUGCAUAUUUGUGGACUUGGAAACUAUUUAAGAAAGACCAUAACACAGUGGGUGACCCAUCUGUGGAUUUACUGAACUGUUAAUUUAAACAUAUAUAAAUAAUUAAAGUAUGUUUAAAAUAAA